Molecule: messenger RNA, 2406 nt
Organism: Myotis lucifugus (little brown bat)
Lineage: Eukaryota; Metazoa; Chordata; Mammalia; Chiroptera; Vespertilionidae
Product: protein sidekick-2-like
Exons: 17
Coding region: 1-2406 (801 amino acids)
Molecular function (GO): protein binding
Source: RefSeq, a predicted model, not a curated record
AUGGGGAGCUUUGAGGAGGGCGAGAAGCGCCAGAGCGUCUCCCACGGAGAAGCCGCCGUCAUCCGCGCCCCCCGCAUUGCCAGCUUCCCGCGGCCGCAGGUGACCUGGUUCCGGGACGGCCGCAAGAUCCCGCCCAGCAGCCGCAUAGCCAUCACCCUGGAGAACACCCUGGUCAUCCUGUCCACGGUGGCUCCGGACGCUGGCCGCUACUACGUGCAGGCUGUGAACGACAAGAACGGGGACAACAAGACCAGCCAGCCCAUCACUCUGGCUGUGGAGAAUGUAGGGGGGCCUGCAGACCCCAUCGCCCCAACCAUCAUCAUUCCUCCCAAGAACACCAGCGUGGUGGCCGGGACCUCGGAGGUGACCAUGGAGUGCGUGGCCAAUGCCAGGCCCCUGAUCAAGCUGCACAUCCUUUGGAAGAAGGAUGGGGUGCUGCUGUCAGGCGGUAUCAGCGACUACAACCGCCGGCUCACCAUCCCCAACCCCACGGGCAGCGACGCCGGCUUCUACGAGUGCGAGGCCGUGCUGCGCAGCAGCAGCGUCCCCUCCGUCGUCCGUGGAGCCUACCUGUCUGUGCUGGAACCACCUCAGUUUGUCAAGGAGCCCGAGAGACACAUCACAGCAGAGAUGGAGAAAGUGGUGGACAUUCCCUGUCGAGCCAAAGGCAUCGCCCCCAACAUCACCAGGGGCCCCCUGGACAGCACGGUGAUUGACGGCAUGUCCGUGGUGCUGGUCUGCGAGACGUCGGGGGCCCCGAGGCCGGCCAUCACCUGGUACGUGUGGGAGAAGGACGGGGCCGCCCUGGGCGUGGAGAACAACCCCCGUGUCCGCCUGGACAAGAACGGCUCCCUGCACAUCACCCAGACGUGGUCGGGGGACAUCGGCACCUACACCUGCCGGGUGCUCUCCGCCGGAGGCAACGACUCGCGCAGCGCCCACCUGCGGGUCAGGCAGCUGCCUCACGCGCCCGAGCACCCAGUGGCCACGCUGAGCACCUCCGAGAGGCGGGCCAUCAACCUGACCUGGGCCAAGCCCUUCGACGGCAACAGUCCCCUGAUCCGCUACGUCCUGGAGAUGUCGGAGAACAACGCCCCCUGGGCCGUGCUCCUGGCCAGUGUGGACCCUGAGGCUACCUCGGUGGUGGUCAAGGGCUUGGUCCCCGCACGCUCCUACCAGUUCCGCCUCUGCGCCGUCAACGACGUGGGGAAAGGCCAGUUCAGCAAGGACACGGAGAGGGUCUCGCUCCCCGAGGAGCCCCCCACCGCCCCUCCGCAGAACGUCAUCGCCAGCGGCCGGACCAACCAGUCCAUCAUGAUCCAGUGGCAGCCGCCCCCGGAGAACCACCAGAACGGCCUCCUCAAGGGCUACAUCAUCAGGUACUGCCUGGCCGGGCUGCCUGUCGGGUACCAGUUCAAGAACAUCACGGAUGCUGACGUCAACAACCUGCUGCUGGAGGACCUCAUCAUCUGGACCAACUACGAGAUCGAGGUGGCCGCCUACAACAGCGCCGGGCUGGGCGUCUACAGUGGCAAAGUCACCGAGUGGACGCUGCAGGGAGUCCCCACGGUCCCUCCGGGCAACGUGCACGCAGAAGCCACCAAUUCCACGACCAUCCGCUUCACCUGGAACGCCCCCAGCCCCCAGUUCAUCAACGGCAUCAACCAGGGCUACAAGCUGAUCGCCUGGGAGCCGGAGCAGGAAGAGGAGGUUACCAUGGUGACUGCCCGACCCAACUUUCAAGACAGCAUCCACGUGGGCUUCGUGUCGGGCCUGAAGAAGUUCACGGAGUACUUCACGUCCGUGCUGUGCUUCACCACCCCCGGGGACGGGCCCCGCAGCAGCCCGCAGCUGGUGCGCACCCUGGAGGAUGUGCCUGGGCCUGUGGGGCACCUGAGCUUCAGUGACAUCCUGGACACCUCGCUGAAGGUCAGCUGGCAAGAGCCGGGGGAGAAGAACGGCAUCCUCACAGGGUACCGGAUCUCCUGGGAGGAGUACAACCGCACCAACACACGCGUGACACACUACCUGCCCAACGUGACCCUGGAAUACCGCGUGACGGGCCUCACCGCACUUACCACCUACACCAUCGAGGUGGCCGCCAUGACCGCCAAGGGCCAGGGCCAGGUGUCUGCCUCCACCAUCUCCUCCGGGGUGCCUCCAGAACUCCCAGGCGCCCCCACCAACCUGGGCAUUUCCAACAUCGGUCCCCGCUCCGUGACCUUGCAGUUCAAGCCUGGUUACGACGGGAAAACCUCCAUCUCCCGCUGGCUGGUGGAGGCCCAGAUGGGCAAACACGCCCAAAAUGGUCCCAACUCUGUCUCACCUCCACCUGUCCACCGGGGCACACAAAUGCACACCAGGCCCCUCAGGCCUGGGCAGGGACUGGCUGGCCUAGAAAAGUAA